AUGACUGGUUACUACGGCGUCAGGAGAUCCUUCACAACUGAGUUGGAUUUCCACAACACAAAGCAGUUGGUCAGUGAUGUCUACUCAUCCCCUCUAGGGUCCAAGCCCUUCUCAUGCGAUUCCUCUGCUACUCAGGGCUACCCAGCACUUCUGGACCCAUAUCGCAUCGACCAAUAUGGGGAUUACCGAGCUACUCCCCUCACAGCUGCUACCAGCUCCUUCUUCAGCCCUUCUUCUGUGCCCCCUCUCCUGCCAUCCUUCCCUCAUGACACAGCGCACUUCCUACUAAGAGAGCCCUGGGAGCAGACCUCACCCGACAGUCUCAGCCAGUCGGACGGUGCGUGCUCAGACCUUCUGCAAGCACUGCCUGCCAGCGCCAGCUGCCUCUCCUCACAUGAGUCUGGAGGCGCUUCCCCAUACCGAAGCUCAGGUUGGACCCCAGCCAUCCCCGGAGCGCAGCCCUACCCUCUGCAUCCUCUUGAAGAUGCCCACUACUCCCCCAGCUAUGCUGCAACCUCACCCUACUCCUCCUCACCAUUCAUGACUCUGGCAAACGAGCUUACCUCCAGGAUGAGCCACCUCUCGCCAGAGCAGUCCUUGGAGGCACCACCCCUUCAUGAUAACUCUGCCUGGGCAAAAGAGGAUGGAAGUCCCAUCUGGGGGACUUAUGAGGGCCAGAGACCUUAUUGA
Molecule: messenger RNA, 690 nt
Organism: Cariama cristata (Red-legged seriema)
Lineage: Eukaryota; Metazoa; Chordata; Aves; Cariamiformes; Cariamidae
Gene: POU2AF2
Product: chromosome unknown open reading frame, human C11orf53
Exons: 2
Coding region: 1-690 (229 amino acids)
Source: RefSeq, a predicted model, not a curated record